CAAGCUAAGGGAAUUACUUCUCAUAAGCACUCUCCAGGAUGGACAAAGUGCAUGAGACUUUGAUGCAUAUGGAAGAUGGCUUGGGCUCUGAUAGUUCUGUCUUUCUCUCUUCCUGGGACUGGAAGAACAAUUCAGGGACUUUUGAGCUGAACCAUGUUUCAUCCCCUCACAGCUUAUCUCCAUCUCCUUCGUUUGAAUCCUACUCUUCCUCCCCUUGCCCAGCUGUGAUUGAAACAUCUUAUAACACCAGCGGCAGUGGCAGCCUGAUCGGAUACAGCCUGAUGGAUUUUCCUUCCACAUGCUUACAGAGCGCUGGGCAGGCGAAGGCUCAGAAGAGCACCAAGGUCAGAAUGUCAGCCCAACGCAGAAGGAAAGCCAGUGAGAGGGAGAAGCUCAGGAUGAGGACCCUGGCGGAUGCUUUACACACCCUACGCAAUUACCUGCCUCCUGUGUACAGCCAACGAGGCCAGCCUCUCACCAAAAUACAGACACUUAAAUACACUAUCAAGUAUAUCAGCGAACUCACAGAUCUGCUGAACAGUGUCAAAGGGGCAUAAAUUCCCUCCUUGAUGAACCCACCACUGGAACCUUGAGAUCCUUCCUCCAAGGAGUCUUUAAAAAUCCAUUGGAACUUCAAUGUACUUCUUCUUUAAAAAAUAAUUCAAUGUAUUUUGAGAAAUAAGGACAGAUCACCAGGGACGGGAAGGGGGAGGGGAUGGCUGCUGUAUAGACAAAAAUGCGUGAAGUCUAAGGAGUUGUGUGUGCUUGUACAAUAUAGAGUUCUGGAUUGUUAUAUUUGGUGUUUUUUAUAACCAGCUUCAAUGAGAUAUUAAAAUUAGUCUGCUUGGAAGGCAAAUUGAUCCUGUUAGGAUUGCCUAACAGGAUCAAUAUCACAAUUCUGACCAACCAUCUGUUUAAUAGUGAAUGGUUAUUUGACCAAAAUCAAUCAGUGGCUUUAAAAUGAAUUUUUAAGGAUGUAAAUAAUAAUAGGAAUAAUAAUAAUAAUAAUAAUUAUAAUAAUGCCAAAAUACUAAGUGUGUUGAUCUGUAGGCACUUUAAUAUUAGGGUUAGGAGGAGCAUGUAUGGUUAGAUCAGGUAUUGGCUAUUUAACCACUUUUCUUCAAUAAUGUAUCUCAGAUGAAGAAAUAUUACGUAACAUUAAGAAUGCCUUUGACUGUAAACAAAUAAA
This is a messenger RNA of Alligator mississippiensis (American alligator), 1189 nucleotides long. It is a transcript of the gene MSGN1, whose product is annotated as mesogenin 1. Gene Ontology annotation, molecular function: RNA polymerase II cis-regulatory region sequence-specific DNA binding; DNA-binding transcription factor activity, RNA polymerase II-specific; protein dimerization activity. Gene Ontology annotation, biological process: regulation of transcription by RNA polymerase II; mesoderm formation. NCBI's taxonomy places the organism in Eukaryota, Metazoa, Chordata, Crocodylia, Alligatoridae. The transcript has a single exon. Gene Ontology annotation, cellular component: nucleus. Bases 39 to 557 code for a protein of 172 amino acids. The record is from RefSeq and is a predicted model, not a curated record.